Messenger RNA from Penicillium griseofulvum, 1233 nucleotides. RefSeq lists its product as uncharacterized. NCBI's taxonomy places the organism in Eukaryota, Fungi, Ascomycota, Eurotiomycetes, Eurotiales, Aspergillaceae. The coding region runs from base 1 to 1233 and encodes 410 amino acids. The transcript is spliced from 4 exons. The record is from RefSeq and is a predicted model, not a curated record.
AUGGGGCCAGUCGGGGGCCAUAUGGUUGUGCAGGGUUGGUUUGGAGACUACGAGCAAGCCCUAGGCAGUGGAGCCGUCAUCCUCGCCAUUGCCUUCGACCCUUUUGUCCAAAAUUUGAUCCACUACUACCCUAAACUCGUUGUUGAUCCCACAGGGACUGCAAUCGUGUCGAGCAACUCUAUAUACGACGCAUUGGGUCCUCCAAUGAACAUUGUGGGGUACUAUCUUGAUCCGGCAAUGAAAGCCAAUAUCUACAAUUCUCUAUUCAACAGCGACUCAUCGAAGCCAUGGUCUACCCCGAGUAGCGAUAUCCGCGCGGAUACUCGCAUAGGCCGUCUCUGGGGCACACCAUUCGUUAUAGGGCCAGUCCCUCCAGGACCCUCGGCGCGGCCUUUCAUCUACACAGAGAGCAUAUCAACUCCUAUCCAACUUAUCGCCCCGGAUAAUCUGCCAACAAGUGAAAUAAUAUUCUCAGCUAGCGAUUUCAUACCUAAAUGGCAGGCAAUGGAAUGCAGCAUUGAUCCAAUUGUGCGCAGCUUUCGCGCAAAGGUCUCUCGGGGACUCUAUCACGAAGAAACCCUGGCCAUCUCAAAUAACGGAUCUUUUCCGCCGGGCCGCCAAGACGAUAAGUACUCCCUGUAUCCCCCCUGGGGACCAGAGAUGGGAGUUGGGGAAAACAAGGAGUUUGUUAUAGGGAAGCGGUCGCUCAAAGCGAUACAGCUCUUUUUUCAAAGCUUCUUUUCCGGCGAAGCGCAGCUCAAUCCUCAGGGCUUCAUGCCAGAUUCUAAUUCGAGCACAUACGCGAAUCAGGAUUUGAUACAGCUUCUCACACUUGCAAACAUCACUGAUUGCACUGGUGGGAUGGCCAAGAAGAUGCACUGUGCUAUGGAUAAUGUCGCCGCAGCAAUGACAAAGGCAAUUCGGGACACGCCGUCAAGGUCAAAUCUUAGCACUGUUGCUACGGGCCACGCAAUGACCAGCAUGACACACGUUUCCAUCCAUUGGCAGUGGAUCGUUCUUCCGAUACUAGUGUGGUUAUUGGGCCUUGUCACAUUAUUAGGCACCAUUUGGAAGACGCGGAAAGCUAUGGUUCCCACAUGGAAGAAUGAGACGAUGCCACUCAUAUCCCUAUAUAGAAAUGGUCACAAUGAGAAGCCUAAAAGCGAUGAAGUGUCGGAGACUGAGAGAGUGAAGUUAUACAAAAGUGAGGGCAAAUUUGCGCUGUCAGGGUAG